AAAGCUCCGUAGUCUCUGGUUUGGUUUGGUUCGGGUACUGCUGAGCUACUAACUGAACUGAUUUCUUUGCUUUUCGGUCUGAGAAGCUUAUAUAUUAUUCUAUCGGCUACUUUGGGUUCCCCUUUUCUUUUCCCUCUCUUUUUCUUCUCUCUUACUUCACAACUUGGUUUCGCUGGUUUGGUCCAUCCCUACUAGUCAUCUCUACUCUACCCUCCCCCAUCCCGCAUCCGGCUCUAUACCCACUUUCUCCUCAACCUACAACCUAUCAUGGCCAAGACUUUCACAAAAGGCGACGUAGCGUCGCACAACAAGGCAGAUAACCUCUGGGUGGUUAUCGAUGAGGAUGUUUACGAUUUGACCAAGUUUCAAGAUGAACAUCCAGGCGGAAAGAAGAUUCUUCAACGUGUCGCCGGAAAAGAUGCCUCGAAGCAGUUCUGGAAAUACCACAACGAGGGUAUCCUGAAGAAGUACAAGGGAAACUUGCAGAUCGGUUCCCUAGACUCCAAGAAAGCCGCGACUCCCGAACCACCUGCUUCUGCUCCCACAACACAGCCUUCCAAGCCUUUGGCGGCACCAGUCGAUGUUGCCUCGGCGAAUUCGUCCGAGACUCAGGAUCCAUUCGGUGAACUCAUUCCUUUUGCGGACCCGGCAUGGUACCAAGGUUACCACUCACCCUACUUUAACCAGACUCACUCGGCGCUCCGCGAGGAGAUCCGCCAGUGGGUGGACUCUGAGAUCGAGCCGUAUGUGACCGAAUGGGACGAGGCAAAGAAGGUGCCCGAUCAUAUCUAUAAGCAGAUGGGCGAAAGGGGAUACCUGGCCGGUCUCCUGGGUAUGAAGAAGUACCCUGUCGACUAUACUCCGUACCGGGUUCAGUCCGUCGCGCCAGAGAACUGGGACUUGUUCCAUGAGAUGCUCCUCACCGAUGAGUUGUCGCGGGUCGGCAGCGGUGGCCUGGUAUGGAACCUGAUCGGCGGUUUUGGCAUUGGUUGCCCGCCGCUGGUGAAGUUCGGGAAGAAGCCCCUUGUCGACAGGAUUCUGCCCGGUAUCUUGGCUGGAGACAAGCGUAUUUGUCUGGCCAUCACCGAGCCGGAUGCGGGUAGUGAUGUUGCAAACCUGACCUGCGAGGCUAAACUAUCGCCCGACGGCAAGCAUUACAUUGUUAACGGCGAGAAGAAGUGGAUCACCAACGGUGUCUGGUCGGAUUACUUCACCACUGCAGUGCGCACUGGUGAUGCCGGUAUGAACGGCGUCAGUGUACUCCUCAUUGAGAGGAACAUGGGCGGUGUUAGCACCAGGCGCAUGGAUUGCCAGGGUGUCUGGAGCAGUGGUACCACCUAUAUCACCUUUGAGGAUGUCAAGGUCCCGGUUGAGAACCUCAUCGGCAAGGAGAACCAAGGAUUCAAGGUCAUCAUGACCAACUUCAAUCACGAGCGUAUCGGCAUUGUGAUCCAGUGUGUCCGGUUCGCUCGUGUGUGUUAUGAAGAGUCGAUGAAGUAUGCCCACAAGCGCCGCACCUUCGGCAAGAGGCUCAUUGACCAUCCCGUAAUUCGGAUGAAGUUGGCACACAUGGCCCGUCAGAUCGAGGCAACAUACAACUGGCUGGAAAACAUCAUCUACCAGUGCCAGUCGAUGGACGAGACUGAAGCCAUGCUCAAGUUGGGUGGCGCCAUUGCCGGUCUGAAGGCACAAUCCACCACCACUUUUGAGUUCUGCGCCCGUGAGGCCAGUCAGAUCUUCGGUGGUCUCAGUUAUAGCCGCGGUGGUCAAGGUGGUAAGAUUGAGAGGUUGUACCGUGAUGUUCGGGCCUACGCGAUCCCAGGUGGAAGCGAGGAAAUCAUGCUGGACCUCAGCAUGCGUCAGAGCUUGCGUGUGCACCAAAUGUUUGGGCUGAAGCUCUGAGAGCUGCUAUCUUCCUGCAUUUUUGAGAGUACAUAGAUCACUAUUGUAGUCGCUUUUCAUGGCCAUUUUUGCGGGUUGGAUGAGAAAUUGUAUCUCCCACAUGGUGUAUUUAUAUGAACAAAUUUGGAUUAACUUGGUAAAAUAAGC
Messenger RNA from Aspergillus costaricaensis CBS 115574, 2049 nucleotides. RefSeq names its product putative acyl-CoA dehydrogenase. The record is from RefSeq and is a predicted model, not a curated record. Bases 268 to 1902 code for a protein of 544 amino acids. NCBI's taxonomy places the organism in Eukaryota, Fungi, Ascomycota, Eurotiomycetes, Eurotiales, Aspergillaceae. Gene Ontology annotation, molecular function: flavin adenine dinucleotide binding; oxidoreductase activity, acting on the CH-CH group of donors. The transcript is spliced from 5 exons.